AUGGCACAAGAAGGAGAUAUGUAUCGAGAGCAUGUCUCAACUGUCGAGUGCGCAAAGUCAAGGUUUGACACUUCCGAAUUCUUGAAGCAUGAGUAUUGUUCUGAUAUAAGUAGUGCUCUGAAGAGCGGCCCUGUGAGAGAUGUCGACUUGCGGAUGAAGCAUGCGACCACGGAGUCGACGCAAAUGGAGACGCAGCAGACACCAGGGAUUGAGCAACAGCAGCAAGAAGAUUCAAAUACCUGCUUUUUGCCAUUGUCCCCUAGGGAUCCACAGCUCUUCGGAUCACCUUCACAAUUUAUGUCUGGGGAACCGUCAUUUCUAACACCAAGGACCCCAGAGGUGUCAUCGAGAGAGAGGAGAGCAAGCAUCGUGGAGCCAAGUUUGCGGCCCAGCGGCACGACGGUGUUUAGUUCCAAUCAACAGAUGUCUGAGGAUCCGUUGCUGGCGCUUAGUAGAGCGGCAUCAAUGAGCCAAACAUUCGAUACGAGCCGUGCGGAAACCCAGCGGCUAAUAAAAUUGAUGCAUGAGAUGGGAGAACGGUUGAAUGCCGUGGAACGCGAGCAGAAUAUUCUCAAGAGGAAGGUCUUUGCAUCAUCGCAAGCCUCUCAGAAUACACCUGCAACUACUGACAACGGAGCCACUAUACUCUCGCCUACCGGAGAAUCUGAGAGCGGGAAUACACUGGACCCGAGUCAUGAAACGGAGCUGCAUACGUCUUUGUCGCAGACGAUAGACGCAUUAGAUGGUACUCUCCAGACGAAACCACCAGCCGGGCGAAGCCCGGGAACAAAAGUCAACAGGAGGCAGUCGGAGAAUCACGUCUCGCUAGGGGACAUUGAUGUCGUGUCGCCUUCUUCGAGAACGAAUGUUACGAGUCCGGAUACGAAUGCUAGGAUCAGUAAUGUGGCUAGCCUGCGACGAGCAUUCGAUUUGUGGUUUACAAAUAUCAAUCCGAACCUCCCUUUUAUCAACGAGAAUCAGUUCAGGCUCCAGUUCGAGAACCACUUGGUCACAGGCGGGAACGAGGGCGAUCCUCGAUCCAAGGACCUCUUCGUCGUCUUGGCCAAUCUCAUCUACGCGGAAUCAAUGCUGCUGAGCGAGCACUCCCCAGCUGAGAGCGCAAUUCCAGGGUGGCCGGAGUUCUGCUACGCGGACCGGAUCCUAAGCCGGGUUUCGUGGCUAAGCAGAGGCAACAUGCAAAUCAUACAGUGCCUGAUGAUCAAAGCACGGUAUCUCAGCACUAUCCAGAGAAUCAGGUCAGCAUACGACACCAUGUGCAAAGCCGUCCAGAUCUGCUUCUACACCGGCCUCCACAAUGAGCCACGAUGGUCCAACAUUACUCCCUUCGAAAAGACAAUGAGGCAGCGAAUAUUCUGGUCACUGUUCUAUAUGGAUCGUGGAAUUGCGUUGGGGGCGAAUAUGCCGUAUCUCCUCCGCGAGUCUGACUUCAACGUCGAAUUCCCCGCACGAGUUGGCGAUAGAUAUCUAUACCCAAAUCGUCCGUUGCCGGAAGAGAGCCCUACGUUCUCAUUCAUCCCGUACCUUGAGUCGUGUAUGAAAUGGUCCCAGCUUUGCUCUACGAUUUGGGACGCCAUGUUCACGCCGAACUCGCCAAAACCCGCGAGUGAGGAGCUCAUAACAUCGCUGGACACUGAAAUCCUCUACUCCAUUUGUUCACUGCCGCAGAUCAUGCAAUGGGACCCCAGCGCGCUCCAGCCGGGUCGAAGAAGCGAUAUACCGCGCUAUAUCAAACGACACAUGUGUCUUUCGCAUCUUCAUACAAACCACCUGCGCCUGGUAAUGCGCCACCGCGCCCUCGUAACCCUCACCUGCUCGCGCAAAAUGGCCGAAGAAAGCAUCUGGAUCGCCGCCUCAACCACCGACGCCGUCGACGCCUACCGCUCCUCAAACCAGCACGCGCACAUGUUCCGUUUCUCAGCCGCCAUGUUCUUGACCGCCGCUAUCAUCCCGCUAAUCUGCGUGAUCGUGCAAGAGAACAAGCCUGCCUCCUGCACCGCCAACGGCUCCACCUCCACAACCACCACCAACAAAAACAGCGGGGUCUCUAACAACAGCAGCGCCCAAAGCGCUCAGAACCAGAUCUCCCCCACCGCCCGCGACGAAGCCAUCCGCGCCUUUGGCAAAGCCCUCUCCAUCUUACGUGAAAUCUCGCCUGGGUUCGGCAUCGCGGCCCUCAUGCUACACAGGCUGGACGCCGCAAUCCAAGUCGCGUCUUCCGUCAUCGAGAAACUGAAGCAGGAGAACAACCCAUCUCUCCCGUCUUUCCCCAUCAACUCGGCGGACGGGAUGAGCGAUUUGCAGAUGGAUGAGGGGGUUAGUCAGAAUCUGCUGGAUCUGUUCAAGGACUUUGAGAAGCCGUAUGACGAGGUGGCGGCGAAUCAGGAAAUGCUGUUUUGGGGCGGGGAUGGGUUGAUGGAGAGUAUGGGGGGUGGUGGGUGUGGAGGGGCAGGGGGAGGGGUGACGGAUAUGUCUGCGGCGAACUUGAAUUGUCAGUUUGAUUGGAGUUUGAGCGUGCCGAUUGUGUAG
Molecule: messenger RNA, 2547 nt
Organism: Mytilinidion resinicola
Lineage: Eukaryota; Fungi; Ascomycota; Dothideomycetes; Mytilinidiales; Mytilinidiaceae
Exons: 5
Coding region: 1-2547 (848 amino acids)
Biological process (GO): DNA-templated transcription; positive regulation of transcription from RNA polymerase II promoter by galactose
Cellular component (GO): nucleus
Molecular function (GO): DNA-binding transcription factor activity, RNA polymerase II-specific; zinc ion binding; RNA polymerase II cis-regulatory region sequence-specific DNA binding
Source: RefSeq, a predicted model, not a curated record